This is a messenger RNA of Paramecium octaurelia, 396 nucleotides long. NCBI's taxonomy places the organism in Eukaryota, Ciliophora, Oligohymenophorea, Peniculida, Parameciidae. The record is from the annotation of a GenBank genome assembly.
AAGAAUUCAGGAAUGGCUUCUAAUUAAAAUGAGCCUUUUAUUGUUUAUAAAAAUUAUAGAUAAAAAUAAAAGGAAGCAAAAAAAGAAGGUCUCAAGGAGAAAAUAGUUCCAAAUGAAGUAAAAAAAAAAAUUGAAAAGACAAAGAAAAAUGCAAACCCAUAACCAACUUAAAAAAAGAUUGAUUAAAAUUUACUAUUUAGAGUUAUUCAGUAGCACCAUCAACAAUAACAAAUACUUUAAUAAUUCAUUCUUGAUUAACGAAUGAGUCAUGCAAAUGUGUAAGAUGAUGAUAUUGAUGAAUUCUCUCCAAUUUAUAAAUUUGGUAUUCCAACUACACCUUAGAAUGUUGCAUUGCAAAGAAGAAUGAGCAGAGAUGACGACGAUUUCAAAAUUUGA